Clupea harengus (Atlantic herring) is the source of this 3977-nucleotide messenger RNA. It is a transcript of the gene bend3, whose product is annotated as BEN domain containing 3. Gene Ontology annotation, cellular component: heterochromatin. Gene Ontology annotation, biological process: negative regulation of transcription by RNA polymerase II; rDNA heterochromatin formation. The record is from RefSeq and is a predicted model, not a curated record. Gene Ontology annotation, molecular function: rDNA binding. Lineage: Eukaryota; Metazoa; Chordata; Actinopteri; Clupeiformes; Clupeidae.
GUACAUAGGCAUGUUUACAGUCGAACAGUCGUAAAGGGGUAAAUCCGUCGGUGAAUGUUUUUCUUGCCGCGUCACGCAAUACGAAUUCCUCACUUUAAAGAAAUAGCCACGAGAAAUUGGGAUUGGACAUUAUAUUACCGUGUGUGCAUAAAUGCAAUAUCAAGCAACAAAUAGAUCUGUAUUUGUACGUGUUAGUGCAUAAAGUACUAUAGAGAGAGCUACAUCUGCCUCUCAGGUUGUAACGAUUCGUGGGUUUGUGGUGGAAGAAUGAGGAAGUGGAGUGGACAGGAGACUGAAAGGCGCGUGUGCAAGACACAGAGUUACAGCGCCGCCCCUGUGCACCCGGCGACACCCCGACCUGUACACACAGAUAAACAACAUAAACAAAUCCAACUUCUCACGGACAAUAAAUAGCGUGUCUCGAAGGUUAUGGUAAACCAUGAUAUUCUGUAGUUUUGUUGGACAGAAGUUAUGAAGUUAUCGCUCUUACUUCCAACUUUGGUGGUGUUCUUGCAAGAGCACGGGAAGUGUUGUUGUUUACGAAUAAACAUAGACGAAGGCAGCCUACAGCAUACAUGGGUAUUCCAUGUACGAAGUUAAAUGACAAACCUCAGGUAACUCAGAGAUAUGAAUGUCAUCAAGCAUGAGGAAAACGCAGAGAGGGACAUGCUUGAGAAAGGAGGAAGAUCAUCAAAAGAAAUUAAGACAGAGGAAGAUUCAGAAGUAGUACAAGGCUGUCAUGAGACUUCAGAAACUGCUGUGGGAAAGUCCCAGGGUGCUGCCGUAGACGGCAUCACUAAAUGCUCUGAACCACAGCAAGGGUCAGAUGAUAUGAGUAUCGACAUAGACCAGCCUAUCAGCAGAAAGAGGGCCAAACUUGCUAGUGAGGUUGGGGAACAUGUGCAAGAGAAGGGAUGUGAAGAAUCCACAAGGUCACAUCUCCAUAGCCUUACACCUGACAAGAAGGACGCUGCCCAGGAGAAGACCAUAGCCUCUUACAGGAAGCCUCUGUACAGCAUCUCCCAUCGUAUUACAGAGAAGAAGGCUGCUUCAAGUCUCGACCAGCAUGGACAGCAUGAAGCAGGGGUUCGGUUGAACAACAUCUUACUCCCUAAGCUGUGCACUUCGGGGCAGAAUAACCGAUGUGAGCCAAGCCUCACUCAAGGGGGUUCAGGUACUGCUACCCCGACGGACCCAAACCUCUACCCUUUGAUCGAGAAAAUGUUCUUCAUUCUCAACACUCUGAACUCUAGCAUGACUCAGCUGCACAGCAAAGUGGACUUGCUGUCUCUUGAGGUUACGCGCAUUAAGAAACAAAUCAAACCUUCUGAAAUGGCGAUGGAGUUCCAGCCCCCACCAGAAUAUCAGCUAACAAGUGACGAGCUUGCUCAGCUGAUGGAGCAGACAUCUACAGCGGGGGAGCUUGGAUGCAGGCUGCUGGUCCAGCUCUUUCCUGAGCUGUUUACAGCCAAGGAUUGCAUUCAUGGCUGCAGUGCCUGUGGCAUCGCAGGCAAACGGACUCUUGACUCCCUUCACCUUCAGCUCAUACGCAACUAUGUGGAGGUCUGCUACCCACUGGUGAAGAACAGUAAUGUUUGGCAGAGUGAGUGCCUGCUACAAAUUAAUGACUUUUUUAAUCGUUUCUGGGCCCAAAAAGACAUGGAAAAUGGCCAGCCUGUUGGCAAACAAACUUCUGCUGGCCUUGCUUUUGAGGUGGACCAGAGUCAGCCCUGCCACUUCAUCAACGAAGAUGGUCAGGAUGAGAGACUUUCAGUGGAAUCCGGUGACAACAGCAAUGGUCACCUAAACAUGUCAUCAGACCUCACAUUGGAUUCCCAGGAGGUGGGGGAGGAUCUUGAUGACCUCUCUUCCCCUGAUGACUUUGUAAUUUUCUUGUUAAAUAGACUUUUCCCAGAAAUCUUUGAAGAGGGCAAAUUGCCUGAGGGUUACAGUGGCUGUAACAGUAUUGGGAAGUUAUUACUAGACUCUGAAAGACUAGAGAUCAUUCGUAAGUAUAUGGAAGCUAAUUUUCCUGAUAUCCCUGAAGACACAUGGCUACAGAUCUGUAUUCAGCGAAUGGAAGAAGCACUGGAGGCAAUUCCAGGUAAUGGAAAUGACCUGGACAACAUACAGGAUGAAAGCUUUGAUACAAACCUUCCAGAUGAUGUUUCGAUUGUUAAAAUCAGUGACUUCUGUGAUUAUGAUCGUCCAAAUCGCAGGACUAAAAAAUCGUGGUUGGCACCCAUCAAUUUUGACACAAUGGAGAUUCCUCCUACUGAUUUUGAUGUUUCAGAGGAGUAUCUCCUCACAAAAGAGCAGCUUAAAAAUAACUAUGACUGUAGUUUGUCCAUAGGGAACUUUGCUUCCCGCCUGCUUGUCCUUAUGUUUCCAGAGUUGUUCACAUAUGAGAACGCACGGAAGCAUUACAACUGUAGUGGUACCUUAGGCAAGAAGCAGCUAGAUCCAUUUAGGAUACGAUUGAUCCGUCAUUAUGUUCAGCUGUUGUACCCCCGGGCCAAGAAUGAUCGAGUGUGGACCCUAGAGUUUGUGGACAAAUUAGAUGAGCGUUGCAGGCGAAGGGACACAGAGCAGCGUCGCUCAUACCAACAGCAGCGUAAAGUUUUUGUUCCGAAGUCGGAGCCAGACUUUGUUACUCCCAGCCAAAUAAGCCCACUGACCUCUGAGCGCUUGAAAGAAGACUAUGAAAUGCCACCUCUUCCUCCCGAAAAAAGUAGCAAAGACUUCUGCAAGAUCCCACUGGAGGAGCUUGCCGUGCCUCCUCCUGACUUUCCUGUGCCUUCUAUGUACCUGCUGUCAGACUCUGAGGUGAGGGAGAUCGUCCAGCAGAGUCUCUCAGUAGGGAACUUUGCUGCCCGUUUGCUGGUACGUCUCUUCCCAGAGCUCUUUACCCAGGAGAACCUGCGGCUUCAGUACAAUCACUCUGGCGCCUGCAACAAGAAGCAGCUGGACCCGGUCCGUCUGCGCUUGAUUCGCCAUUAUGUAGAAGCCGUGUACCCAGUGGACAAGAUGGAGGAGGUUUGGCACUAUGAGUGCGUCCCAAGCAUUGACGAGCGCUGUAGGCGGCCGAAUCGGAAAAAGUGUGACAUUCUGAAGAAGGCCAAGAGAUCAAGCACUGUGUCAUAUUCUUAACACCUCUCUACAAUGUAUUGUUUUUUUUGUAUUUCUCACAAACAUGUAUUAUUUGCACAAGUACCUAAGCUAAAGAGUAUAGUUAAACUUUUACAAAAUGUCCAUGGCGAGGACCAAGUAUGUAGAGUUAGGUCAAGCUGAUGGUCCGUCCUCUUACAGGAUGUAUUGUAAAAAUGUAGCUGCCGCACCAGACAUUAUAGCUUGUUAUCAGGGCUUGAAAUUAACUUUCUGAUUUGCCUUUCACUGUGGCUAGUUAUUAGCCACUCAUCGAUUUAUUGAAAUUGAAUAGAGGACUAGCACAUCAUGUGUCUUUGUCAAAAAAACAAGUAAAAAAAAAAAAGAAUACGAAAAUAGUUAGCAGCAGGUUACCCCAAAAGUGCUUGGCAUGGUUGUGAAUUACCAGCCACUGCUUACUCUUGUGCAGUAUUGGUAAGUGGAUGUUAAUUUCUAGCCCUGUUUAUAAUUGAGAUCACUAUCAUUUGGUAGUGAGAGGGUAGUAACUAUUUAAACGCCAAAAUAUUACUGUUGUAAUUAUAAUUUUUAAUAUGUUGAUAAGCUAAUGUAGCCUUAACACAGAAAACAUAACAAUGUUAACAUUAACACUAAUGCAACAAAAUAGGUCACAUACAAGGUUUUAAAAGAUGGCAAGAAACUGAUUUCUAAGUUAGAUGUAGCAGCGUUCCAGUACUUGUCUUUUGUAACAAAGAUGUUAUGUCCUAAAAUGGUAAAUGGUAAAUCUGUAUUUAACUACUGCAACAGGUGGUCACUCUAUUUUUAAAUAAAUAAGCAAAAUUACAAUGUAAAAUUAAAGAUGUUAUUUUAUUCCA